Messenger RNA from Populus nigra (black poplar), 740 nucleotides. RefSeq names its product protein CASPARIAN STRIP INTEGRITY FACTOR 1-like. Bases 195 to 479 code for a protein of 94 amino acids. The record is from RefSeq and is a predicted model, not a curated record. Lineage: Eukaryota; Viridiplantae; Streptophyta; Magnoliopsida; Malpighiales; Salicaceae. The transcript has 3 exons.
GUGGUCUUCUUUACCUUUUUAUUUUGAAUUUUAUACUUAAAAGCUAAAGUUUCUAGUUAAUUAAUCGCUGUUCGGUUUAUAAUCUCCAAGUCUUCCACUCUAACUAGUGCUUAGUUUCAAUUAACAUAGAGAGGAAGCUGGUUUAGUUAAGCGUACUCUCCCUGAAGAGGAUUGGAAAGACAAAGUUGCCUAACAUGGGUCUCGUGCUUCUCAAGAAGAUUAGCCUUCUCUUCCUCCUUAUUUCAGCAUCAUUUCUAUCAACUUCCUUUGCAGGUCGACGGUCCAAGUCUGUGAACAAGUUGGCGGAGGAAGUGGAGGUCAGUGCCGCCACUUACGAGGAAAUAUCAAGCAAGCCAUCGCACAACAACGAAGCGACAACUAUCCAUGAAAGGCUUCUGAAAGCUAAUACCAAAGACUAUGGAAACUAUAAUCCAGCUCCAGCUCUUGUCAGGCCUCCUUUCAAGCUCAUACCAAACUGAUGGUUGGUUCCGUCAUGCAUGUUAAAGAGGUUGAGACAGUCCGAGCAGUAGUAUAUUUGAAUAAAUAAAGCAAAACGAAAUCCAGACGUAUGCGUAUGUAAGUUGUGUUGUGUGUGUCCUAGACUAGUAUAUAUAUCCCCCAUAUAUAUAUAUAUAUAUAAAUACAGUAAGUUCUGUACCCUAUAACAACGUUAUAUAUGUAUAUAUAGCUUUAUAAUUGGAUGAACGUACGUACGUAUCUACGAGUUGUUUUGCAUGGUA